Molecule: messenger RNA, 2347 nt
Organism: Aspergillus neoniger CBS 115656
Lineage: Eukaryota; Fungi; Ascomycota; Eurotiomycetes; Eurotiales; Aspergillaceae
Product: putative manganese ion homeostasis (Fr)
Exons: 2
Coding region: 204-2168 (654 amino acids)
Biological process (GO): GPI anchor biosynthetic process
Cellular component (GO): endoplasmic reticulum
Molecular function (GO): hydrolase activity
Source: RefSeq, a predicted model, not a curated record
GCACUGACUCUCAUUCCUUCAUUCUUAUAUCUAAUCUCAAGCUGACCAGUCGCUCGUUUAUUGUAUUCCUUACAAUUGUUGAUGCUCCCCAAAGCAUGACCUCCGGUUCGGUCAACUGCUAGCUGCCCGCCUCUCGUGUGUCAGCCUCGGUACCGCAAUGCAGCAGAGCUGCGCUCGACCAUCCAUAGGUUGAAACAACGAAGAUGAGCUAUUCAUACUCGCACAACGCCAUUUCCGACUCUUAUCGUCCUGCUCGACCAGGAUCUCCCGCGUGGUCCUCGGGUUCGUCGGAGCGGGAUCAAUCACCGCCGCCAUGGCCGAAACGGUGGGCUUCGGAUCUACGCGAGGCGACAAGUACUAAGCAUGGGAUAUUGUCGUUAUUCAAGCAGGUCGCUAGAUAUGUCUUCACCAUCUCGAACGCUUUGGUUGCUCUAUGGAUCUGUACAUUAUGGUGGGGCGAACGAACUGUCUUUCAGGACAGCGUGAAAGCAUGCAACUGGGGUAAUUGGGAGAGAUGGCCCCAAGAUGCAAUUCCACAUCAUGUCGCCUUCAUUGCCGAUCCACAACUAGUCGAUCCUCAUACCUAUCCCGGCCGGCCAUGGCCUCUUUCGACGUUGACCGUCAAAUUCACCGAUCAAUACCUUCGGAGAUCCUUCUCGUCCAUUCAGAACGAAUUAGGUCCAGAUUCCGUGUUGUUUCUGGGUGACCUUUUUGACGGGGGCAGGGAAUGGGCUACGGCAUCCAGUUCCAGCCCGGAGAAACGCUACAAGAAAUACAAGGACCGAUUUUGGAAGAAAGAGUUCCAUCGGUUCGUGAAAAUAUUCGUGGAUACAUGGAAAGACGGUGAUGAUCACAUACGUCAUCCGCUUGGACGGAGGCUGAUCACUAGCUUGCCUGGAAAUCACGAUCUGGGUUUUGGCUCGGGUGUCCAGAUCCCGGUGCGCGAUAGGUUUCAAAGCUUCUUUGGCAAAAGCAAUCGCGUUGAUGUCAUUGGGAAUCAUACUUUUAUCUCUGUUGACACCGUGUCGCUGAGCGCCAUGGACCAGCCGGACCCGGAGACAGGCAGCUCGGGCACGGGCUCGGGCGAUGGAGAACAGCCAAACGAACACAUUUGGAGAGAUACCCAGGAUUUCCUCGAUCGCAUGAACGUACAUCGGGGUAGGGCGGAAGUUGAGGCAUUGCGCAUGCUCGCCAAUAAGACUGAGGGCCGUCAGUUUCAGCAUCGGGCUGUUGAUAUCUUGGAACCGUCCGUCGACCCGCAGCUCAAACCGGAGGUUGCGGGGUUUCCCACGAUCCUUCUUUCUCACGUACCUUUAUAUCGCCGACCGGCCACGCCGUGCGGACCCUAUCGCGAACAUUAUCCGCCCAGUGGCGAGGGUUUGGAGGAGGAUGACCGGAACGCUAUUCCAAUGGGUCGGGGUUAUCAAUAUCAAAAUGUUUUGACCCCGGCCAUCUCUCGGGAUAUCGUCUCAAAGGUCGGGCCUAAUUUGGUCCAGAUGUAUUCCGGGGAUGACCACGAUUACUGCGAGAUCUCUCACCACGAGUUUAGCGGGUCUCCCAAGGAGAUUACGGUGAAGAGCCUUUCAUGGGCCAUGGGAAUUCGGCAACCGGGCUUUGUACUCACCAGCUUGUGGAAUCCUCUUGAUCUGGCCACUGGUGAACCGGAUGGGACCUUUAAUGCCGGUCGCACAGUUCAGAACCACCUGUGUCUGCUCCCGGACCAAUUAUCCGUCUUCAUCUAUUACGGGAUAAUUCUUGGUUUCACCCUGUGCGUCCUCCUUGUGCGCGCUGCGAUCGUUGUAAAAUAUCUCCCAUCCGGGACGAGUCCCGACGAGCCCAUUCUACCCUUGUCAGAACAUCGCCCCCCGCCCCCGCAGCGCGCGGCCCGCUACAAGACCCCAUCUUCUGGUACGUCUAGCUCCACGUUCCCGUCGCCUCGCGGGCUGGCCAGCCGUGCGGUGAACGCACCUCCCAUACACGCUGCUUACGCGGGCUCAGAUGAGGACAAAGUGGGCAGCGCCAAGUGGAAGCCAUCGCGUGGCGGGCCACGACGGCCGGGGGCUAGCGCUUCCCAGGUGACCCUGGUGAAGGAGGAAUUCCUUACAUCGGUCAUGGGAGUGGCCAGAAUUGCGUUAUGUUGGUAUUUCUUCCUUGUCUGGCGAUGGUAAGCGACUGUGGUUUUUUCGGUUUCGCUGCUUGGGUAAAUAUUGUCUGUACAUAGAUCUCUGGCCCUUCCAUAUUGUAACUUUGGGCAGGCGUGCAUGGUUGAAUGGCGUCUUCUGGUGGUGGGGAACAAAAAACAACUAUAUCAUAGGUACUAGGUAUAUGUAUAAUGGUACUGGGGUGG